AUGGAAAUUGAGAAAGAAAUUAUAAAAUUGUCUUCUUGUUAGAAAUUCUUGCUGAUUCAAAGUUUUAGAACUAUGAUCAAUAUUAUUGAUUUAGAAAAUUUCAAAUAGAAACAAAUAAACUUCAGAAAUGCUGAAAUUUCAUUUAUUGAUUACUUUGAUAAUGAGUUAUUGAUAGGAGAUAAAUAAGGAAAAAUAUAUUAUAAAAAUGAAUCAUUUUAAGUUCAUUCUGGCUAAUUUUUAUAAGGGAUUGUUAAAGAUGGAAUGUUGCUAUCAUUAGGUUAAGAUGGUUUAUUAAAAUAAACUAAUAUCAAAACAUUUUAAUCUCUAUACUCUAGAUAAUUAUGUCAUCACAUAAAGGAAGGAAAUUUAUAUCUUUUGACAUCUCAUGCUUUAGUUUAGUAUGGUUAAAAGAUAAUAUUAAUCAAUUUAGAAAAUGAUGUAAAAUAAUAUCAUAUUUAAGGUAGUAGAAACAAAGUAUAAAAUAAAUCAAUAAGGACCUUUGAUAGUAAAAUUGAACAAUUUAUCUAGAGAUUAUUUUUCUGUUUUAGGCAAAGAGGGUUUAUUGAAAAUAUUCAAAAUAGGUGACAAUUCAGAAGCAAUAUAAACUAUUGAAAUAGGAAGUUAUGAAAAUUAUGAAUUAUUUUAUAUGUCAAAAAAGACUACAAUAUUACAAUGGAAUCAAGAUAGUAUUAUAGGAUAUGUUUUUGAAAAAGAAUUAAAUAAAUAAUAUGAGAUAAAAAUAAAUAAUUUAUAAUCUGUUAUGUAAGGAGAAAGAUUAUUGAUUGUAUAUGAUAACAUAAGUAAUCCUAAAUUAAAAUAGAUAAAUAAUAUUGAAAGUUAAAAAUUUAAAUCAUUAUAUUAAUAAGAAUAAUUACUAAGAUUCAAUGAAUUAUAACAAACUAAAUAGGAUGAAUUAAAUUAAAAUAAAUAACAAUCAAACCCUAUACCUAUUGCUUUUUAUGAUUUUGCUUAUUUUAAUAAUCAAAGUUCUAUUAUUAAAAAUGAUAAUAUAAAACCAAAAUAGAUUAUUAGUGAAUAAAAUUUGAUUAAUGUGCUUAAAUAAUCAUUGAUAGCAAAAGAUAAGACUUAUUUAGAAUAUGCUUUAGAAAGAACUCUUUAAAGUGGAAUUGUAGAAUCUGUUAAUUCAUUAUAACUUGAAUAAUUAUAAGAGCUUUAGCAUUUCAUUGUAGAUAAAUUGAUAAGUUAUCCAGAAUAAACAAAGAAGUAUUUGGAUUGGAUAAAAGCUAUAGUAAAAAGAGGAGUUGGAGAUUUCUCUAAAUUAUAUUAUUUAUUAGAAGAAAGAACAAAAUCUAUUAAUAAAUUAGAAGAAAUAUGUUCAAAAAUAUAAUUUAAUAAAUUAACACAGAAACCAAAAUAGGAUAAAGAUUAUAGAAAACAAUAACAUACUAUUUAUGAAGAAUAAUAGGCUGAUGUUGUAAUUAUUUAAGGAAAUGUUACUUAAAAGUAAAUAGCUGAAAUUAACUAUGGAGAAGAUUAAACAAGUUAAAUUGAGGAUGAUUUCAAUUAAGCUUAUAUUAAAGUAAAUAAUAAAUUGUAUAUUUUUAAUAGCAUAAAUAAGAACUUAGAUAAAAAGCCUAUUAAGAUAUUGAAGAGGAAGCAUAUGAUGAAGAAGAUAUAAAAUUUUGA
Paramecium pentaurelia is the source of this 1647-nucleotide messenger RNA. Lineage: Eukaryota; Ciliophora; Oligohymenophorea; Peniculida; Parameciidae. The record is from the annotation of a GenBank genome assembly.